GUCCCACGCCGUGCCGGCUCUCAGGCGCCGGAAGUGAGCUGCGCAGCCCGGAAGCGGCGGACGCAGGAGGCCUCGUGGAGGACACAGCAGCAUGGGACAGUCAGGGAGGUCCCGGCACCAGAAGCGCGCCCGCGCCCAGGCGCAGCUCCGCAACCUCGAGGCCUAUGCCGCGAACCCGCACUCGUUCGUGUUCACGCGAGGCUGCACGGGUCGCAACAUCCGGCAGCUCAGCCUGGACGUGCGGCGGGUCAUGGAGCCGCUCACUGCCAGCCGUCUGCAGGUUCGUAAGAAGAACUCGCUGAAGGACUGCGUGGCAGUGGCUGGGCCCCUCGGGGUCACACACUUUCUGAUCCUGAGCAAAACAGAGACCAAUGUCUACUUUAAGCUGAUGCGCCUCCCAGGAGGCCCCACCUUGACCUUCCAGGUCAAGAAGUACUCGCUGGUGCGUGAUGUGGUCUCCUCACUGCGCCGGCACCGCAUGCACGAGCAGCAGUUUGCCCACCCACCCCUCCUGGUACUCAACAGCUUUGGCCCCCAUGGUAUGCAUGUGAAGCUCAUGGCCACCAUGUUCCAGAACCUGUUCCCCUCCAUCAACGUGCACAAGGUGAACCUGAACACCAUCAAGCGCUGCCUCCUCAUCGACUACAACCCCGACUCCCAGGAGCUGGACUUCCGCCACUAUAGCAUCAAAGUUGUUCCUGUGGGCGCGAGUCGCGGGAUGAAGAAGCUGCUCCAGGAGAAGUUCCCCAACAUGAGCCGCCUGCAGGACAUCAGCGAGCUGCUGGCCACGGGCGCGGGGCUGUCGGAGAGCGAGGCAGAGCCUGACGGCGACCACAACAUCACAGAGCUGCCUCAGGCUGUCGCUGGCCGUGGCAACAUGCGGGCCCAGCAGAGUGCAGUGCGGCUCACUGAGAUCGGCCCGCGGAUGACACUGCAGCUCAUCAAGGUCCAGGAGGGCGUCGGGGAGGGCAAAGUGAUGUUCCACAGUUUUGUGCGCAAGACGGAGGAGGAGCUGCAGGCCAUCCUGGAAGCCAAGGAGAAGAAGCUGCGGCUGAAGGCGCAGAGGCAGGCCCAGCAGGCCCAGAAUGUGCAGCGCAAGCAGGAGCAGCGGGAGGCCCACAGAAAGAAGAGCCUGGAGGGCAUGAAGAAGGCACGGGUCGGGGGUAGUGAUGAAGAGGCCUCUGGGAUCCCUUCAAGGACGGCGAGCCUGGAGUUGGGUGAGGACGACGAUGAACAGGAAGAUGAUGACAUCGAGUAUUUCUGCCAGGCGGUGGGCGAGGCGCCCAGUGAGGACCUGUUCCCUGAGGCCAAGCGGAAACGGCUCGCCAAGUCUCCAGGGCGGAAGCGGAAGCGGUGGGAAAUGGAUCGAGGCAGGGGUCGCCUUUGUGACCAGAAGUUUCCCAAGACCAAGGACAAGUCCCAGGGAGCCCAGGCCAGGCGGGGGCCCAGAGGGGCUUCCCGGGAUGGUGGGCGAGGCCAGGGCCGGGGCCGCCCAGGGAAGAGAGUGGCCUGAGCCCAAGCCGCACCGGAGCAGCGGCUGGAUUGAACGCCCCAGAUUGGGGCCCGAGAUGUGGCCCUCGGUUUCCUUUCAUAAAGGAGUUGUGUCCCCACCCCUUCCACUCCAGUAAAGAACUGAAUUGGUCAGGGGUCCACGUCAGCGUUUGGGAUGGGGGAUACUGGAGCCAUACAAAGCAACCCAGAGAGUCCUGGGCCGGCCACACCCGAGUCCCUCCCGCCUGGUUUCUUCCUGGAAGCUGGGUCUCUCCCCUACUUUGCAUGGGGUUGGUUUCAUUGGUGGCAGCAGCAGCCAUGAGUGGCCCCUCCCCCCAGUCCCACCAAAGAGCCGUGUAAGCAGGCAGGUCAUGCUUUCAGCAGAUGAGCUUGAACCUCAGGAGGGCUGUGGCACAAUGAGGAAGGAAACGUGGGUGGAAAGGCACGCUGGCCUGCUCUGCUGGCUGGGCCAGGAACUGGGGAUGGGGCUGGGGCAGGGCCCGCUAAGCCACUGGUGACUGGGGGAGGGGCUGGGGAACUGGGUAGCAGACACAGGCUGAGGCUCGGCACGGGACCAUGGCAGCCAACGUCUCAGGUAAGGAGAAGGCAUGUUGGCUGUCUCUGGGGGUCUGCAGAUUGUCAGGAGGUGGGGGUAGUGGGUAUUGGUAAAACACCUAGGUCUGGGACUGGGCACGGUGGCUCACGCCUGUAAUCCCAGCACUUUGGGAGGUCGAGGUGGGUGGAACACGAGGUCAGGGGUUCGAGACCACCCUGACCAACAAGGAGAAACCCCGUCUCUACUAAAAAUAAAAAAAUUAGCUGGGCCUGGUGGCACAUGCCUGUAAUCCCAGCUACUCGGGAGGCUGAGACAGGAGAAUCACUUAAACCCGGGAGGCGGAGGUUGCCAUGAGCCGAGAUUGCACCAUUGCGCUCCAGCUUGGGCAAUGAGUGAAACUCCAUCUCAAAAAAAAGCCUAGGUCAAGGCUGGGUGUGGUGGUGCGAGCCUGUGAUUCCAGCUACUCGGGAGGCUGAGGCAGGAGGAUCACUUGACCCCAGGAGGUCGAGACUGCACUGAGCUGUGAUUGCACCACUGCACCUCAGCCUCGGUGACAGUGAAAUCCUUUCUCCAAAAAAAAGCCACGUCUAGACGACACUUCCUCCCUAAGCAGGCUGGCGUUGGGAGCGGGGAGGCACCUCCGGAGAAGCCUGUCCCCAGCCUGCAGAGGCAGGGGUGGGGUGCACAAGGAGUGAGUGCCCCUGUGCUGCUGUGCCCUGGGCACUGUGGUGAGCACUGGCACCAGUAAUGGGUAAGCAGGCCCCCCCAUCCUCCCGAAGGAGGGAGAUUUUUCUCACCGUCAUCAGGUGGCACAGGGUAUGGGGGAAAAUAACACAGGGAAGGGAGAGUGGAGGCACGAGGGCUGCUGUCACAGUGGUUAGGGUGGCCUUGGGGCCUCUCGCAGGCAAGACCACGGACGUGGGAAGAGGAGCCUCAAGAAUGUCUGGGUGUGGCUGGGCGCAGUGGCUCACACCUGUAAUCUCAGCACUUUGGGAGGCUGAGGCGGGCAGAUCUGAGGUCAGGAAUUCGAGACCUCUUGGCCAACAGGGGGAAACCCCAUCUCUACUAAAAAUACAAAAUUUAAAAUUAAACCAGGUGUGGUGGUGGGUGCCUGUAGUCCCAAAUACUCAGGAAGCUGAGGCAGGAGAAUCACUUGAACCCGGGAGGCAGAGGUUGCAGUGAGCUGAGGUCACAUUGCACUCCAGCCUGGGUGAUGAGAGUGAGAUUCUGUCUCAAGAAAAAAAGUCUGGGUGCAAAGGUACCAAGGCACAAGUCUGCAAGAGCUGCCAGGAAGCCUGGGUGGGCUGGUGCGAGGGAGUGAGUCGCGGAGCACAGAGGGUGGCUCUGGGGGGUAUGGCGGGCGGGAGCGCUCUUGUGGGACCUUGUGGGGUGAGUUUGGCUUUUUGGCGGCAACUCCCUGGGCAAGUGUGAGCACCUGGAAGCAAAAGGAUGGGGCAAGACCCCAGCGCUCGCGGGUGCCCUCUGGUGGCCAUGAGGAGAAGAGGCUGUGGGCAGCGGCGGGUGCCAAGGUCAGGGCAGGGUGGGGGCUGGACCCCACGGGGCUUCGGACGGCACAGAUCUGAAGUGGAGCCGGCAGGCCUUGCUGGGGCUGGACUUUGGGGAGGAGGCCUCUAGUGGGGCCAGGUGUGGUGGGGGAGUAGGGUGGCCGCUGUCCGUGUUACCAGUGGACCUUGAGCUCCAAGACUGCCUGGCCUGCCUAAGCUGGUCCAUCGGGGCCCAAUGCAGAACUCUGGUUCUGAGCCCCAGUCCUGUCCACAUAAAGGAGUGGAGCCCGGUCCCCUUCCAGGGAGGGGAAAGAACUCGUGUCCAGGGAUCCACGCCAUGGCAGACGUGGGCUCUCAGGGUAGCAGGAGCCGCCUUAUGGGGGAAUAGGGCUCAGCUGGUGACACCUUCUGCCCACAGGUGCCAAGUCCUGCCCUGCCAACUUCUUGGCAGCUGCCGACGACAUCCUCAGUGGGUUCCAGGGGGACUUCCUGUGGCCCAUACUGGUGGUUGAGUUCCUGGUGGCCGUGGCCAGCAAUGGCCUGGCCCUGUACCGCUUCAGCAUCCGGAAGCAGCGCCCGUGGCACCCCGCCGUGGUCUUCUCGGUCCAGCUGGCAGUCAGCGACCUGCUCUGCGCCCUGACGCUGCCCCCGCUGGCCGCCUAUCUCUAUCCCCCCAAGCACUGGCGCUAUGGGGAGGCCGCGUGCCGCCUGGAGCGCUUCCUUUUCACCUGCAACCUGCUGGGCAGCGUCAUCUUCAUCACCUGCAUCAGCCUCAACCGCUACCUGGGCAUUGUGCACCCCUUCUUCGCCCGAAGCCACCUGCGACCCAAGCACGCCUGGGCCGUGAGCGCUGCCGGCUGGGUCCUGGCCGCCCUGCUGGCCAUGCCCACACUCAGCUUCUCCCACCUGAAGAGGCCGCAGCAGGGGGCGGGCAACUGCAGCGUGGCCAGGCCCGAGGCCUGCAUCAAGUGUCUGGGGACAGCAGACCACAGGCUGGCGGCCUACAGAGCGUAUAGCCUGGUGCUGGCGGGGUUGGGCUGCGGCCUGCCGCUGCUGCUCACGCUGGCAGCCUACGGUGCCCUUGGGCGGGCCGUGCUACGCAGCCCAGGCAUGACUGUGGCCGAGAAGCUGCGUGUGGCAGCGUUGGUGGCCAGUGGUGUGGCCCUCUACGCCAGCUCCUAUGUGCCCUACCACAUCAUGCGGGUGCUCAACGUGGAUGCUCGGCGGCGCUGGAGCACCCGCUGCCCGAGCUUUGCAGACAUAGCCCAGGCCACAGCAGCCCUGGAGCUGGGGCCCUACGUGGGCUACCAGGUGAUGCGGGGCCUCAUGCCCCUGGCCUUCUGUGUCCACCCGCUACUCUACAUGGCCGCAGUGCCCAGCCUGGGCUGCUGCUGCCGACACUGCCCUGGCUACAGGGACAGCUGGAACCCAGAGGACGCCAAGAGCACUGGCCAAGCGCUGCCCCUCAAUGCCACAGCCGCCUCUAAACCGUCAGAGCCCCAGUCCCAUGAGCUGAGCCAAUGACGUGGCCUAGCGGAAGCCACCUCCUCACCCUAGGUGUUGCUGGAGAACCCUGAGGGCAGGGCCCGAGCCCCGACGCAUCCCUUCCCCCAAAAAGCAACACCUGUGGUUGCGGCCAGGUCAGGCCCAGCUGCAGCCCAGGCAGAAGCAGUCGCCUUUCCCACCCAUAGCGCUGGCCACAGGGCUCCCUGCAGGGUCAGGGACCAGACCACGCCCAGGGGAGGGGAGGCACUGGCCCCCACCACAGGACUGGAGACGCAAGAACAAAAAGAACCAAGUAGAGUGGAGCUGCUUUAUUGCCCUUGGAGCCCGCGCUCUCGGAGGCUGUCUUCUGUCGCCAAGGGUCCCGGGCCGAGUACACAGUGGCAGCUGGCUUAGUUGGUGGACGGCCUGGGGUAGGGGAGGGUUGCAGGUAUGAGACUUCUGGGGGCACCCCAAGACCCCAGACACCCAAGUGGCAUCUUGGGGGUAGGUGGGCAGAGGAUGGGGUAAUGUGAGGACGAAGCGGGCACGGAGCCAGAUGGCCAGUCUCCAGGCCUGGUCCACGGACUGGCAGGGACCCCAGGCACAGGAGCUGCCACCCCUCUGCCCCUCUGCCAGGUUUUGGAAAAAGACAAUAAAGGACUGUCCCCUCAAAACCAGCUGGGGGACUGUUAAA
This is a messenger RNA of Gorilla gorilla gorilla (western lowland gorilla), 5731 nucleotides long. RefSeq names its product peter pan homolog (gene PPAN). NCBI's taxonomy places the organism in Eukaryota, Metazoa, Chordata, Mammalia, Primates, Hominidae. Gene Ontology annotation, cellular component: preribosome, large subunit precursor. Gene Ontology annotation, biological process: ribosomal large subunit assembly; rRNA processing. Gene Ontology annotation, molecular function: rRNA binding. The coding region runs from base 92 to 1513 and encodes 473 amino acids. The record is from RefSeq and is a predicted model, not a curated record. The transcript has 12 exons.